Beauveria bassiana ARSEF 2860 is the source of this 918-nucleotide messenger RNA. Its product is annotated as casein kinase I isoform delta-A. The transcript is spliced from 4 exons. Gene Ontology annotation, biological process: peptidyl-serine phosphorylation; signal transduction. The coding region runs from base 1 to 918 and encodes 305 amino acids. The record is from RefSeq and is a predicted model, not a curated record. Lineage: Eukaryota; Fungi; Ascomycota; Sordariomycetes; Hypocreales; Cordycipitaceae. Gene Ontology annotation, cellular component: nucleus; cytoplasm. Gene Ontology annotation, molecular function: ATP binding; protein serine/threonine kinase activity.
AUGAAGCCUAUUUUAGUUAAUGAUCAGUUCCGAAUCGAUGAAAAGAUAGGUAAAGGCGGCUUCGGCCUCGUGUACUUGGGCACCGAGCUCAAGACAGGUCGCCAAGUAGCUCUCAAGCUGAUGAGCGCCCGUGAGGACACGCGCAUGAUCAAAGACGAAGCCGGAAUUUACGCCGCGCUCGCCGGAGGCGUCGGCAUCCCCGAGGUGUUUUGGUUCGGCGAGGAGACGGACUUUUUCGUGCUGGCUCACGAGCUUCUCGGACCGACGCUCGAGGACCUGCUCAACUACUGCGGGCGGCGCUUUUCGCUCAAGACGCUGCUGCUGCUCGCGGACCAGGCCAUUGCGCGGCUGGCGUACAUCCACCGCAAGGGGUACCUGCACCGCGACAUCAAGCCCGACAACUUUCUGAUGGGCGCCGGCGUCAAGGGCAACAUUCUGUACACUAUUGACUUUGGUCUGUCCCGGGAGCGUUACGAGCGCGACAGGUUUCGUUCGCUCGAGGGCCGCUCGUUUGGUGGCACGGCCCGAUAUGCGAGCAUCAACAACCACAACGGACUAGAACAGUCUUGGUGCGAUGAUCUUGAAUCGCUUGGCUAUGUGCUGAUUUAUUGCGCCAACGGCUGGCUGCCCUGGCAGGGCUUCAAGACCGACAGCGACAAGCAAAAGAAUGAAAAGAUUAAAGAAAAGAAGAUGGCCAUAUCGGCUGCGGAGCUGUGCGAGGGACUUCCUUCAGAGUUUGCCCAGUACAUUGACCUCGUUCGCGGGCUUGAAUACGACGAUAAGCCGGAUUACGGCCAUCUUCGCGGGCUCUUUGCCGGGUUGUUCAAGGAGCGCGGCUUCAAGCACGAUAAUGUAUAUGACUGGACCGAGAAACUGUUUUACGAACAUCAUGGUAGCAAGACUCAAGACGACACAUGA